AUGAUGCAGCCAACACAUGCUCCCACUUCAGCGCCCGGAUCUCCCCAACCAGCUCCUGAGGAGUCGCAGGUCACCUCAAUGCCUGACCCACCACAAAACACAGAGAGUGCUCCUUUUGGGAUCUUAGUAGGACUGUUUGAGAGGCUUCAAACUGAGAAAAAACGGGAUAGACGAGAAAAGCUAUUAUCUGCAUGGUUCAAUCAUUGGAGAGAUGAGAAAGGCAAAGACCUUUAUCCUGUUCUACGUCUUUUGCUUCCUCAGAAAGAUCGCGAGCGGUCAACAUAUGGCUUGAAGGAACAAAAAAUCGCCAAGACGUACAUCAAGCUCAUCCCUUUAGGUCCAAGAGACCCAGAUGCCAUCCGUCUCACGAAUUGGAAGAAACCAUUGGAACAGAAUAAAGCCUCCGGUGACUUUCCUACAGUUCUCUACGAAGUAGUGGGCAAAAGAUCAUCUGUCACGGAAAGUUCUCUGUCCAUUGACGACUUGAAUGAAAUUUUGGAUGAACUAUCGCAGAAACAAGACUCCGUGGAAGUCCAAUCAAAAAUACUGAGACGCAUAUAUAAUCGUGCAACACCAGAGGAACAAAAAUGGAUUGCGCGCAUUAUACUGAAAGACUUAGUGAUAUCUGUAAAGGAAACCACAGUUUUUGCAGUCUUCCAUCCUGACGCUCAGGACCUAUAUAAUACAUGUUCGGACCUCAAGAAGGUCGCAUGGACGCUUUGGGACCCCUCAUUCCGGUUGAACGCCAACGAUAAAACCGUAGGGCUCUUUCAUUCUUUUGCACCCAUGCUGUGUCGACGUCCGACCAAAAGGAUAGAAGAGACUGUCAAGGAGAUGAACGGAAGUGAGUUUAUCAUCGAGGAAAAGCUUGACGGGGAGAGAAUGCAGCUUCAUAAGAAGGGAAAUGAAUAUUUCUAUUGCUCAAGGAAGGGAAAAGACUACACGUAUCUAUACGGGAAGCACGUUGGAACAGGGAGUCUGACACCCUUCAUUGACGCUGCAUUUGAUGAGCGCGUCGACGAAAUUAUCCUUGAUGGCGAGAUGCUGGUAUGGGACCCAGUUUCGCAGCGCAACCUUCCAUUUGGAACCCUCAAAACAGCUGCAGGAGACAAAUCCAAGAAGGCUCACAUGCCUCGUCCGUGCUUCAAAGUGUUCGACCUUCUCUACCUUAACGGUCAAUCACUCAUUGACAAGACGACAAAGUUCCGGAAGCGGAAUAUGAGGGCUUGUUUGAAAGAGGUGAAAGGACGUAUGGAAUUUGUCACCGAGUUUACAGGCCGAGAUGCCCAGCAUGUCAGGCAACGGAUGGACGAAGUGAUAGAGGCGAGGGGUGAGGGACUGGUCAUUAAGCAUCCUAAAUCCAUGUACGUGUUGAACGGGAGAAACAGAGACUGGAUUAAAGUCAAACCCGAGUAUAUGGAUAAUAUGGGUGAGACGGUUGACGUUCUUGUCGUUGCAGCUGCAAAUUACGGCACGGGAUCUCGUGGUGGAGGCGUAUCUACUCUUAUCUGUGCAGUCAUUGACGAUCGACGUCCUGAUAAUCUGGACGAUGAGCCUAAGUACAGUUCUUUUGUUCGGAUUGGCUCAGGCUUGACGUACGCCGAUUAUGUGUGGGUGCGCGGUCUUCCCUGGAAGCCUUGGAACCCCAAGGCGCCGCCAGAAUUCUAUCAAACCGCCAAGAAGACAGCUGAAGACAAAGGAGAUGUUUACCUCGAGCCUGAGGACUCCUUCAUACUCAAAGUGAAAGCGGCGGAAAUCACCCCAUCAGAUCAAUACCACCUCGGAUAUACCAUGCGAUUCCCUCGAGCUCUGGCCAUUCGACAGGAUUUGACAAUUGCGGACUGUAUGACGGCCUCAGCUGUCCUCGAGAGUGCUCGCACAACAAAGAAGAGGAAGAUGGAGAGCGAUAUUACGUAUAAGAAGAAAAAGACAGGCAAGACGAAGGCGAAACCGACGAUGCUUCCUGAUUAUAAAGGGAUAAAAGCCAAGGAUGUCUCGGUCAAUUCUGAUAUCUUCGAUGGUUUAACGUUUGUCGUCACUGCUGAUCCCAAAUUAAGAACUGGUGAACAGCAGAAGAAAGACUUGAUGAAGCUGAUCAUGACGAAUGGGGGGCGCUGUCAGCAGCUAGCUGCAAACCGCCCCAACCUCUUCAUUGUAUAUGGUGGUACCAUCACUCCGUAUGACUUGAAGCUUUCAAUCGGCAAGGGUAUCCAUGACGUAGUUAAGCCUGAAUGGAUUACGGAUUCCAUUGCUCUGGGACGCCAAGCACCACUCUCGAAAAGAUACUUUUUCCACGCUACUGAGUCAAGAAAGGAAACGGUGGAGUACAGCAUGGAGGAUGACGUGAAGAAAGAAGAUGAAGUGGCGGAACCGACGGAUGAGGUAAGGCCGAGUAUCAAAGUGGAGGAACCGGAAGAGAUUAUGCCUGAGACAACCGAUCCGGCCUUAGCGGAAUGGCUGGCCAUCGACGUGCCGAGAACACCAGCUGACGAUGGUUCAGAAACAGAAGAAGAUGAUGACGAUAAUGAUUCUGUCAAUGCAGAUGCACCUGGACAGGAUGGUUUGGAUGACUGGCUCAAGGUGGAAAGGGAGGUUGUGGAAGUCGAUUUGAAGCCAGAGACGUCGAACGAAGUUGCUGAAGAUGACAUUAAGGAAUCUGACGAAGAGAAGCCGCGAAUGGGAGAGGACGAAUUAGCUAUGGAGUAUAACCAAGACUUCAUUUUCAAGCACUUGUGCUUCUACUUGGACACUUCAAGUAACGCCCGACGAAACGGGAUGGCUGCGAAGUCAAAGCAUGAACGUGCAAUUGACGCUAGGCCACGUUCUGAAUGUUCGGUUAGUUUUGAGGAGUUAGAGAAGUUGAUUACCUCCAACGGGGGGCGGGUCAUAGAUCUUGAUGAACCGAAAUUAACGCACAUUGUUAUCGAUAAACGGGACGAUAGUCGCCGAUUGGAACUUAUGAGGAGGACAGCGAAGCCGAUACGGAAGUAUUUGAUUCUUUCGAACUUUAUACAAAGCUGUUUGGAUGAAGCUACGCUUCUUCCAGAAGAAGGUGAGCAUUCUUUACGUCGAGGAUUGAACCUUGUUCUAAAGGUCGCCAUAGAGUUUGCACCAUAAGUUGGCCCCAUGCGCGAUCUACAUUGAGAAUGGUCUGUCGGCGCAAUGAUCAUACACUGUCAACAAACAACCCGGCCCUUGUGAAAAUUUCAAUGUUAAGCCGCUAUGACAGCGUUGUGUUUGCAAAUUGCUCGUCAGACGACCUGACAGAAGAACUGAUCGUCGUUGCUGUUUGACAUUCACAAGAAGUGCAGCAGGUGCCCUCUCAACGGAUUUCCCUCUAAGUUGACAAGAAUGAGUCCGAAGGAGCCUUGUACUUGAAGCAAAUUCAAA
Messenger RNA from Guyanagaster necrorhizus, 3390 nucleotides. RefSeq names its product DNA ligase IV. Gene Ontology annotation, molecular function: DNA ligase (ATP) activity; DNA binding; ATP binding. The coding region runs from base 1 to 3117 and encodes 1038 amino acids. Gene Ontology annotation, cellular component: DNA ligase IV complex. Lineage: Eukaryota; Fungi; Basidiomycota; Agaricomycetes; Agaricales; Physalacriaceae. The record is from RefSeq and is a predicted model, not a curated record. Gene Ontology annotation, biological process: nucleotide-excision repair, DNA gap filling; double-strand break repair via nonhomologous end joining; DNA biosynthetic process. The transcript has 25 exons.